Molecule: messenger RNA, 651 nt
Organism: Colletotrichum acutatum
Lineage: Eukaryota; Fungi; Ascomycota; Sordariomycetes; Glomerellales; Glomerellaceae
Product: ras family protein
Exons: 5
Coding region: 1-651 (216 amino acids)
Biological process (GO): protein import into nucleus; ribosomal subunit export from nucleus
Cellular component (GO): nucleus; cytoplasm
Molecular function (GO): GTP binding; GTPase activity
Source: RefSeq, a predicted model, not a curated record
AUGGCCGAAACUCAGACUCCUACCUUCAAGCUCGUCCUUGUCGGUGAUGGCGGUACCGGAAAGACCACCUUCGUCAAGCGUCACUUGACUGGUGAGUUCGAGAAGAAGUACAUGGCCACUCUUGGUGUCGAAGUCCACCCUCUGGGCUUCAGCACGAACUUUGGUCAGAUUCAGUUCGAUGUCUGGGAUACCGCCGGCCAGGAGAAGUUUGGUGGUCUCCGUGAUGGUUACUACAUCAACGGCCAGUGCGGUAUCAUCAUGUUCGAUGUCACCUCCCGUAUCACCUACAAGAACGUCCCCAACUGGCACCGCGAUCUCGUUCGUGUUUGCGAGAACAUCCCCAUCGUUCUCUGCGGUAACAAGGUCGACGUGAAGGAGCGCAAGGUCAAGGCCAAGACCAUUACCUUCCACCGCAAGAAGAACCUCCAGUACUACGAUAUCUCUGCCAAGUCCAACUACAACUUCGAGAAGCCUUUCCUCUGGCUUGCACGCAAGCUUGUCGGCAACCCCGCUUUGGAAUUCGUUGCUGCACCGGCUCUCGCUCCCCCCACCGCUCAGGUCGACGAGAAGCUCCUUGAGCAGUACCGCCAGGAGAUGGCUGAGGCCUCCAACAUGCCUCUGCCCGGUGAACUUUCCGACGAUGACUUGUAA